CAUUUGCAUAGCUCUUGCCGUCUUGCCUCCCAUCUUUAAACCCUAGAGAAGGAGCUCUCACCCACUACCAGCGCGGCGGCAUUCUAUUCUUGCGGUUUGAAUGUUUGUUGGCAACAGUCUAGCGAGGAGUUGCUUUUUGGAACAAAAUGGUGAGAGUCAGCGUGCUGAAUGAUGCUUUGAAGAGCAUGUACAAUGCCGAGAAGAGGGGGAAGCGACAGGUCAUGAUCAGGCCAUCUUCCAAAGUGAUCAUCAAGUUCCUUUUGGUCAUGCAAAAGCAUGGUUACAUUGGCGAGUUUGAGUAUGUGGAUGACCACAGAGCUGGCAAGAUUGUGGUUGAGUUGAAUGGAAGGCUGAACAAGUGCGGUGUUAUCAGCCCUCGCUUUGAUGUUGGUGUCAAAGAGAUUGAAGGCUGGACUGCUAGGCUGCUUCCUUCUAGACAGUUUGGCUUCAUCGUGCUGACCACCUCUGCUGGAAUCAUGGACCACGAAGAGGCCAGGAGAAAGAACGUUGGUGGGAAAGUGCUUGGCUUCUUUUAUUGAGUGGAGUUUUGUUUGGAAAAUGUCUCUUGCUAUGUUGUAGGAUGUUUAAUUUUGUGAAAAUUUUGCUCCUUUUGCGGUUUGGAUUUGGACUAUGAGCUUUUGAAAGAUAACAUUUUGCCCCUGAAAAAUGGCUAUGCUGCCCUUGAUGAAUGAAUGAACUUUGCGUGUUACUACUUUUGCAAUGUGGAUCUUUACAGUAUGAUCCUCAUUAAUUUGUAUGAUCGUUGAGCUCAUUAUAGAUCGUUAAGCUCAAGAAGGUUCUGGU
Messenger RNA from Linum tenue, 804 nucleotides. The record is from the annotation of a GenBank genome assembly. Lineage: Eukaryota; Viridiplantae; Streptophyta; Magnoliopsida; Malpighiales; Linaceae.